GUUGGUAACACUGCCCGCGCAGGCGCAGGCGCAGGCACAGGGCGAAGGCUCAGCGGCUCAGGCGCAGGCUCGGGUCACCAUUCGCGACUCUCGCGCGUGGCUCGCAGUCGCAGGCUCAGUCAGUGAUCGCUCGGACGCCACUCGCGCCGCACGCCGCACGCCGCACUCCGUACGCCCCACCACACCCACUCUCGCCGCGAAAAAACACAAUAAAACCAACCGACCCCGAGUGACCCCAAAAGUGCAUACCGAGCGUUCGACGAACGAAACGACUUCGCGAACCUUCACCGCCAUAUUUAAUCCCAAAUUAUCAUAGUUUACCCUAACACUCCGCUUGCCAAUAACAUACGUGAGCUUUAUUAACUGUUAACUCUUUAAGUUAUAACAAUAAAAUUAUAUGAAUUAACAUAAAGGUGAAAACGAAAAUUAGCGAACUGUGCACUGGAAGAAGAUUGCCGGCGAAUUUUAAAUGUUAACGUGCGGGUCGUAGGACUGGAGGUUGGAGACCAGCAUGUCUGAGGGAGACGUGUCCCUGAUCCGCGACGAGGACCUGUUGCGCCGCAUGUGGCAGCAGACGGAGGACUUCGCCCGUAAGAAAGAGAUCCGCGGGCACAUGUACAGGCUGCGGGAGGAACGCCUGCGCAACCUGUACUCGCCAGAGCCGCCCGCCAAGGACGGAAAAGGUUGUGAAUUCACGUCGGAGCAGGGGCAUGUCAAGUCCUUCGCCGACCAGACCUUCCAGUCCAUGAAGAGCAAGGAGGUGCGCGACGCGGGCUCCCCGCCCAAGGAGUUCACGUACCGCGGCCAAGAUUUGAAGGAGCUCUCCAAUGCCGGCUGGAACGUCGAGUCAGAGAACCGGACGUCAGAUGACGGGCAUACUCACGUAAAGUCAGUGCAAGCCAAUAUCGAAGGCCGAUAUGAUGUAGACGGCGGGCGUGGGCAGUUUGCCGCCUGUGAUCAACACAAGCAGGCGGUCACAGAAUACCAAGACGACAACACCAGCCUCAAACGUAACGAGAGCUCCUCCAAUACCUCUGCUCGCGAGCAAGUCGUGAGGAAAACGGAUGAUGGAACACAUUUUUCAUCCACUACUAGCUCCUCUACUUCAGCAUCGAAAGUCCAGCAAUUUUCCUCGACGAAACACGAAACAGUGCCAUAUUUAACCAACGAUGACUAUGACCGACAGCAAAUUGAUGAUACUUACCGAAAUGAACAAUCGAUAACAAGAAGAGAAGUCACUAAUGAUUACGAACAAAGCUUGAGGAGAAAUGAUUUAGAGCAAGGAGAGUUAGUAUCCAGGAAAAUUGAUUACCCCGAUGACAACACCAAAAUUGUUGUUGAAACAAGGCUUUUACCAGAUGGUACCCGUGUGACUAGCACACGUCGAGAAUUUCAUGCGCCUGUCGUACACAACAGUCGCUCAGAACAGCAUUCACAACAAACGAAAAGGGAGACCCAGUCAUAUAAAACUUCUUCACAACAAAAAUCUGACUCCAGGGAAUUUACAUCAAAAGUAACACAUCAGAAUGUUGACAAUCAGUGUACCAAUAUUGUGGACUCUCAAAAAACAGCUGAUGCAUAUGACUUUAAACGAGAUCAACAAACUCAUUUCGUCGACAGAAACGAUACUAAAGAACAGGUAGAUCGACAUCAGCAUACAACAAAUAUAGAAAAAACUAAUAAACGAGAAGUAAUUUCUGAAGACGUUCAGAGAAGCAACAAAAAAGAGCACUAUGAAUCUCUUGAUGUACAACAUCUGUCCUCUGAAACAAAGAAAGACAAAUUAACAGAGGAGGUUACCGAAAGGAAAGUGACAAAUGACCAAUAUCAAACUACUUACAAUACUGAUUAUACCCAAAAAAAGAUAAGCAAUGACUGGAGUCCGACUCAGCAAGCUUGGGCUAGCACCCUACGGGCUGACACUCCAACUUCCACAACUCCCUCGACGAGAGCUUCCUCACCAGGUACGCGCACUUUUCAAUCCAGCACAUCUUCUCUGAGAAGUAGUGUGAGCCCUGAUAAAAUCAGUAGGAAACCACAUAGCCGCGGAGGGAGUCCUACCAAAGUAGACAGACGUUCACCUACUCGUACAUCAUCUGAAAAGUAUUACAGUACACAUUCUAGCAAUUCUGUAAUUGAAAGUAAAACCAAUAGAUACGUUAGUCCUGAAGGAAAGCCUUCACAUGGAAGAUCUCCCACUAGGCCCAGCUAUAGCCCUGAAAAAACUCUGAGAACAAGUGUUAGUCCUGACAGGGACCCAAAUGAAUCUCCUCGUAGGUCAUAUACUAGCCCUGAUAGAAAGACUCCAAGCAGAAUGGGUCCCUCCGAUAAUAUAAACAGGAAUCAAGAAAAACUACAAAGGCCAAAUGAAAGUCCUGACAGAAAACCUUCUCCUUAUAAUGUUCCAGGGCGAAGUUACCCCAGAAGCACAUCGCCUUCGAAAUUCCAAAACAAUAACAUGAUGCCUCGUGCAGUGCGUUCAGAACAAAGUCCAACAAGACUUUUAGAUCAACCUCAUGCAGUUGAAGCAGUUUUGAAAAAGUCACCUUCCCCUACAAGAUUCCCCCAUCGAUCAAGCAUUAGUCCCGAAAAAAUACUUCCAGAUAGCCAUACUAGAGGUUUGUCACCAGCAAAAUCUCCUCGCGAAAAGACACCCACUGAUAAAGUAUGUCCAACUGCAUCUCAUCCUCGCGAUGUAUCCCCAGCCAUUCAACAUAGAAGUCCAAGUCCUGCACGUAAACCAAUUAAUCAGCGUAAUAACGAUAUACCAGAUCCACAUAAAAAUAUAGAGUCACGUCAAUCAAGUGGCAGCCCUGAGAGAAAACCAGGCUAUAUGAGACCAACUGCAGCAAGUCAAUCUACCAAUACAGAUACUACUAAAAUUUAUCCCAAGAAAAAAGCUGUAAGUCCUGAUAGAAAAACUCAUUCAACAAAUACCGUCCCGAAGGAACCAAUUAAUAAAUACACAAAGGAGAAAAUUGAUCACUAUACAUUCAUUGACGAAGAAACCAAAAUGUAUUCUCAUACGAAAAGAGAAAAUGUGGAAGAGUACUCAAAAAGAAGCGAUUUUACCGAUAGUACUCAUAUAGAACGCAAAUCUCAUAAAAGUCCAUCGCCAAUGCGAAGUAGUCCCCUAGCAGAUAAACCAGAUGAUUAUCAACGUGAACGUAUACCGAGACCUACGCUGAGGAAAAAUUCUAGAUCACCAUCACCUCCUAAGGGACCUGUUACUUUUACAGAAGAGCUUAAGAGUGAUACUAUAAAUACUGAUAAAAUGGAAACAGACAUAACCAAACUCAAUAAGUACAGUAAUACUAUAGAACUAAUCGAUACUUUACAUGAUAAAGAUCAUUCAGUUUCAAAAUACGACACAUAUGACAAGAAAAGUCGUCUCAACGACACUAAUGAUGAAACAAAAACAGUAGUAAGUGACCGUUACGAUUCACUAACACGUAGAGAAAAAUCACAGAACAAAGGAUCAGAAAGUCCAGUGAAAAAGACUCCGCGUCAAAGUGCUUCACCCGUAAAACCUAAUUAUAAGAACACUCAAAUAACAAAUGAUUUUAUAAGCUGUGAAAGGACUACGGAGGAACUCAAUAAAAAGACAGUCACAAAAGAACGCCCCCGGCAGCUGAUAACACCUUCAACGAGUCCAACUAGAAAACCUAAAAUAGAUGAAACAGCUCCCUCUACUGGACAAAGUUCACCUACAACAUCUGUCAGUGGAUUUAUUUACUUUAGCUCACCUCGUGCUGAGCAAACUAUUGUAACUGACCUUGACGAACAUGAUUCAUACACAGAAAUUGUGCAUUCUGAACCAGCUACCACGGUACACGGAAGGCCAAAAAGCUUAGAUGUAAAACGAUCUCCUUCACCUUCUAAAAUUCCUUGUAGAUCCCCUUCCCCGGAAAAACGUAUUUCGCCAGUUGCUGAAAAUCUUCCUAGGAAAAGUUCCUUAAAAAAGCCUUCUGUUGUUAAUCAAGUGUCACCAACCGAAAAACCACCCACAAAUUUCCGCAUUUCUCCUUCCGUCGUCAACCAAGAUCAACCCGACCAUAUAAUUGUUAAAAAAGAUAGACCAGAGGGGAAAGACCUUAAAAAUAUUAAAUCAAAGCCUCCACUUGAGAGACGGGAGACCUAUGAAGAACGUUGCCGUAAAAUAUUGGGUAUGAUGGAUGACGAUAAGAAUAAGACAAUAUCCAAAAAUAAUAAAGAUCCAUCAAGCUCACCUAGUAAGUCUCCCACAGAUGGUGUUAGUUUUGAACACACUAUUAAUAAAGAAACGACGAAAACUCAGUCCACUACUAAUGAUUUCAUAAGUUAUGAAAAAGAUCACAACACGAAAUACGCCGAUAUUACUAAAUCACCCCAAAGUACUACAAAAGUCCCGUCUAGAGACAGCUCUCCAACUAAAUUACAAGAUAUAAUAUCGCCAAACCUGCAUAAAAAAUCUGAUACUACAAUAUUGUUUCAUCAAGAAAAUACGUCUUUAACAACUGACGAAAAUGAAGAAAAACAAUUAACUCAUAAGAUAAAAAGUGAAAAGCAUACUGAUAAAUAUGUUCGGUCUAGUAUAAGUCCUGAGAAAAAAACUUGUAAAGAAUCACCAAAAGGUCACACUGUUGAAAAAAGCCCAAAACAACCAGAAAAUAAAUUAGACUCUAACCGCUCUUCUCCUACUAAAACACAACCAAAGAAAAGUGUUAGUCCUGAUCGAAAGCAAAAUAUUAAAAAUUUAGUUACUGAAAAAAAGGCAGAGAACAUAAAAUCCUCCACAGUAUUAAGACAAGAAACCUACGAUGUUGAUGAAAGUCAACUUCUAAGUGAAUCUACUCACCCUCGGGAGCCAAAAUGCAAAUCUCCUACCUCAACAACAAACAAAUAUUCACCGUCACGAGAUCUGCAGAAAAACACCCCAGUACGAAGUCAAUCUCCCAACAAACCCACAGCUUCUGUAAAUGAAAAAACACAAGAGAUGAAAUCCUCCACAGUAAUAAGACAAGAGACAUACGAUGUUGAUGAAAGUCAACUCUUAAGUGACUCUACUCUGCCCUUUGAGCCAAAAUGCAAAUCUCCUACUUCAACCACAAACAGAUUUUCACCUUCACGAGAUCUGCAGAAAAACACGCCAGUACGUAGUCAAUCUCCGAACAAACCCACAUCUUCUGUGAAUGAAAAAACACAAGAGAUGAAAUCCUCCACAGUAAUAAGACAAGAAACCUACAAUGUUGAUGAAAAACAACUUUUAAGUGACUCUACUCACCCCCGUGAGCCAAAAUACAAAUCCCCCAUUUCUACAACAAAAAAAUAUUCACCGUCACGAGAUCUGCAGAAAAACGCGCCAGUACGAAGUCAAUCUCCGGACAAACCCACAGCUCCUGAGCAUAAAAAAACACAAGAAACGAAAUCCUCUACAGUAAUAAGACAAGAAACAUACGAUGUUGAUGAAAGUCAACUUUUAAGUGACUCUACUCUGCCCAGUGAGCCAAAAUGCAAAUCUCCUACUUCAACAACAAACAGAUAUUCACCUUCACGAGAUCUACAGAAAAACACGCCAGUGCUAAGUCAAUCUCCGAACAAAUCCACAGCUUCUGUAAUUGAAAAAACACAAGAGCUUAUGAUUUCUGAAAGAGAAAAAGAAAUAUUAGACAGAGUACAACAAUCUCUUCGAAAAUUAUCUCCGAACAGAACUGAAAAAUCUCCCAGUCGUGGUAAGAGUCCUUCCAAAUCAACAACUGCAAUGCAAGAUACAGAAAUAUUAAAGAAUGAAAUUACCAAUAUAACAGAGGUCACGCAAUCUGAGGAAAGUACUAAGAGUGUAACCGCCAUAGAAAAAAUACAACAUGGUCAUCAAAAGACUAAAAGAGAGCCUAAUGAUGAAAAACCAUCAAGCAAAUUACCUUCCAGAAAUACAUCUCCUGUUAAAAGAAAUAUGGCUCCCACUCCGGUCAAAAGUCCUGAAUAUAACAAAUCCAGAAGUAUCUCUCCUAAGAAACCAGUGACAUCUACAGAAAGACCUCAAUCUCCACAUACCCAAAAGACUAGUGGCAUUAAGACGAGAGAGACUGUAUUAAAUUACUCUUCCAAAAAACCUACAUCACCUACUAAAACAGAAAAAAAUAUUAUAACUAGUGAUAUAAAGAAAUCUAUGACAAAACAAAAUAGUUUCACAAAGACGACACCGAAGACAACACAUAAAAUAAAUCAAUUAACUGAUAACAAAACUACUGAGCCGGACUUAAAACGUCCAAUGCAAAAAAACCAACAGCAUUUACCGAAAAAAGAGCCAGAUACAAAAGUAGCACGUACAGCUAGCGACACAGCUUUAAAAACAAAAAAAGCAUCACCUCAAAGAAUGAAAUCGAAACCAGAAAUACAAAUCACUGAUGGAUCAUUAUUUAAAACAUCUAAACAGAUCACCAUCAACCGAAUUACUAAACCAACAAUCACUGUAAAUCAAACAAAAUUACCGAAUAAACCAAAAUCAGCUACUUCUUUAAAUACAUCGAUCGAUGAAGACGAUAUCAUUAUUGACGUCCAACAAGCUAAGUCAUCAAGAGAAAAUUCACCAGACAGAAUUUGUCCUACUCCAAUAAAUUUUACAGAUGAAGUUGGCACGCCUAGGUAUCCUGACGAAGUCAAUGAACCCGAUGACGAGUUUCGUCAACGAACUUAUAAUACAAUACAUGAAACUGAAACAAUCGUAGAUGAUAUUAUAGAGAUAUGUGAAGAUGAUGAAUUGUUUGUAAAACGCGAUAUUAAAAAUACUGAUUUUGAGACAGACGAGUACCUUUUAAGUGUCAAUGACAAGGUCUCUAAGUUCACCAAUAAAGUGCCAACAACCAAAGAAACAACAAAGCUUUUUAAAGAUGUAGAAAGAAGAGAACAUUCUGAUUAUACAGAAGAAGAUUUAAAAUCUGAUGAAUGUUUAUUAACAGUUUCUGAAAAAGUGAACAAGUUCGCUAACCGUCCAAGAGAUGUAGAUUCUAAGAGCCCUUCACGUAGAAUUGUGGAUGAUUAUGAUAAAAAUACAAUAUAUCAGGAUGAUUAUACAAAAUUAAGUGUAAACGACAAAGCCAAUCUAUUCGUUGAAACUGCCGAGAAUAUCAAAGUACCAAAAGCAAAAUCUACAUCAAAAGUAGAACGUCCAGACCUAACGGAUGUCGACGAAUCUUUGAAGAGUGAUGACUGUUUAUUGAGUGUAUCUGAUAAAGUUAAUAAAUUCGUAAAAACAGCGGAACAAUUUUUGCAUCAUUCUCAAGAAACGGAUGAAAAAGAAAAAAAGAUCAAGGAACAGCAUGAUCUAAUCAUGAAAAAAAUUGUUGAAAACAUUGAUGUUGACAAUUAUAAUUCGAAAGAAAUGAUUGAUGAAACCAUAGAAAGGCUGGAAGAGACUGAUCGUCUUUACAGAAAGAAAAAUGAUGAUCACAAUGAAAAAAGGAACUCAUUUACAAAAGAAACUGUAUCAUCUCAUGCUAAAGUUAAAGAGUUUCCGAGUCAAAAUAUGAACACAGCAGGGAAAGCCCCGACAAUAAAAAUAACAACAUUACGCAGUAGCGAAGCAGUAAAAAAAGCAAAGGCGCUUUUUGAAAAUAUUGCUUCUACUCAAAAAUCAAACGAAACUGUUAAGGGAAAAACAACAAAACUGACUGAUAUUGGUGUAAUAAAAAAAUCACCAAAAGAUGACACCUCUAUUGAUCUUCAUCCAUCUCUCGAAGAUACCGUCUCAUCUAAUAUAACAGACAAUGACAGUGAAGUAGAUUCAGUUCCUGAACAACCAGACCAACAUAUAAACCGACCAUCUAGAAAAACACCCUCUAGAUCUCAGCCACAGUCAUCAUCUGAGCAUCCACGCAGCAACCCUACUAAUCUCAGUCCACAUUAUUCAGAAAACAGACGAACUAAAUCACCUAUGAGACGCUCUAUUGAAACUACUACAAUAUCUAAAACUGAAAUUACUUCACAUCCUGUUCAAAGAGCCGAGUCACCGUAUUUAGUGCGCACUGAAAAUUCAAAAACACCGCAAGAGACUGUGCCUGGUUACCAACGUCCUACUAAAACUAGUCAGAUGAAAGAAGAAACAAAACCAGUAGAAGAACCAGAGGUAAGCAGCCGUCGUGGGAGCGGGAAGUUCGGCGUCGAGUUGCGCCGGACUAGCGUGGAGAGAUCGACGAUCAGUAGUGAACGCCGCCGUAGUGUCGAGCAUCAUCAGCCCUGUAUAGAAGAUAUUUUUGACUUAGACCUCCUGGAACAAAUGUUGGAAAAAGUCGUGGGCUAUGAGCAAAGGCGACGGAUAAGAGCUCAAAUAAGAAUCGCUAGAAAGAGGAUUGAAACUGAGACAGACACUUACACGAAAACUACGAAGCACACUACAUCUACUGUAACAAUCUCCAAGUCUAAAUCUCCUGAUCGUAAACAACCAAAGUCACCAGAGCGUCAACCUAAAUCAUCUUCACACAAAGCGCAAUCUCCUGAACGUCAGGCUACACACAGUUUAUCAAGGACCGUUCUCGAUCACAGUCAGCCAAAGGAGCAGACACCUAUGACAAACGGGCAUGCAAAGGACUCCGUUAAGCAUCGACCUCGCAGUCCAGGAAAAUCGCCUAAAUCACAUCCUACGACCAAAAGCCCUGUCCGUCAACCGAGCCCAGAUAAGAAAACUAGAACUACUUCUCCCAGUAAAACGCCGGUUAUGAAACCGAAAACGAACCGGUUUAAUGAAUAUGCGUCUGCAUAUUUGAAAAAAGCGGGCAUCAAUGACUCUGACAAAGUCAAAGUGUUGGAAACCAAAGUCAAAAAGAACACAGAAACAAGUGACCGAAAAAUGUUGAGUCAGACCAAUGAGCAGAAAGUGACCGAAACAAAAUCAACCAUCUCCAAAAGUUUUACCGAGAGAACAUCGUCAAAAGAUACGAUAGAUGUAGUCCGUGUUAACGGAAAAAGAACGCCAUCGCCUGAGAAAAAACGAAGUCCUGAGCGGAAAGUGGAGACUCCGACCGAGCGACUGCGGGAGAAGUCACCGAGUCCGGUGCUGAAACGCCAGUUAUCUGAUUCUGGUAGGAAGGAGACCAUAAUAAAGACAGUAUACGACAUCGAUAAGAAAGUUCAACCGAAGAAUCCGCAGGAGGAGAAGCCAUCGUGGGUGACGAAUAAGAACCUGAAAAAGAUAACUUCGGAGACGCGCACCUUCAGUAGCAAGAAGAUCGAGAGUGAGAAGCCGAAGUACCGCGCGCCGAGUCCGUCCAAGGCCAUAGUGAAGCCCAUCGACGUGAUCACGUCCAGCUACGGGCCGGGCCCCCUCGAUGCCGACGGGAAGCCUCUGUUUGGCAUUAAAGCACUGCGUAAUGGCGCCUCUAAUUAUCAAGUGAAAGGCACGGUGAUCCGGCAAGAGUUCCACUCGCGCAAUGGCAGCGAGCCGGAGGGUAGCGUGUCGGUGACCGCGUACUCCAGCUCGCCCGAGGAGCUGGAGCGGCUGCUGCGGAGCCAGGGCGAGCGGCCCUCGCGACUGCACGGCCUCGCCGCCAUCACCACCACCAAGAAGUUCGGCGGCACCACCGGACACACCUACAACGACAUCCAUACGAAAGAAGAACGCGCAGCCUUGGACCAGUUCACACAUAGCGAUCGGCGAGUGGUCGACAGUCGAGUUGAAAUCUCUGACGUCACGUCCGACACGAGAGAGAAACGCCUACACGAAAUACAGGACGUGGAGAGGACAAGAGAGGAGGAAGACAGAAGAGAGAGGUCGUACCAGGACCAGCGACGGGAGUGCAGCGAUAAAUCGGAGAGAACGGAAAGGGUAGAGAGGAGUGAAAAGAGCGAAAGGACUGAGAAGACACAGAAGUCCGUCCGAAGAGAGGACAAAAAGACAGUCCGACAAAGCUCCGUUAAGUCCCUCACUGAGAAAUUCAUCAAAAACGCAAGUGAAGCACCCAAGCCCAGCAGCGCGUACCCCAAAGCUGGGCUGAUCCUCCGCACGGCCACCAUGAAGGACAGCGUCUCCAGCGACUCGUCCGUGCACGCUGGUUUAGCGCGCACCGACAGCGAACACAGCUUAGGCUCCGUAGAAGAAGUGAUCGUGACCAGUAGUACUGACCGCACCGGUCGCACGAGCUCUGACCGCAUGACCCGGGCGACUACGCAGGCCGACCGCGUGACUCGGGCGACCCCGCAGGUCGACCGCGCGAACCGGGCGACCACUCAGGCCGACCGCGUGACCCGGGUGACGACGCACACGGGUCGGUCCGGCCCGGCCGUCGACCGCGCUGGUCGCACCACCGUCACCACUACCACCACCACAACGCGCGCGCGGGCGCCAGCCUCCUUCCUCGACAGUACCACCAAAGUGACAGGUGUCCAGGACAUACUCACCAGGAUGAAGAACGCUGACAUAGUGAUCCAAGAAGGCGACAGCAGCGAGGACAGCGAGGCACGGGCGCUGCUCAACAAGUUCCUGGGAGCCACUGUGCUCAUGGCCGGCAUGCAGGGCUACGUCACAGAGGGCAGCCCGGGCAAGAUGACCAUCAAGGAGACAGUCCGCAGCAGCAGCGGCGGCCAGGUCACCAGCAGCACCAGUGUCGAGGAGUUGGACCUCGAUCAGUGCUGGGACGAGCGGAUACUUAGGAAACUCUUGGACGAGUGCACCGACGCGGAGCAGCGACGUCGACUGCGCGCACGCAUACGUAGCCUGAUGGCCGAACAAGAAGCAUGCGCGACCGCCGUGACGGAGGCGUUAGCGGCGGCCGGCGAGACGGUGGAGGGCGGGGACGGCGACGCGCGUGAGGAAGAAGAAGUGACCACUGUGACAUCGAGCGUGAGGAGGAACUCGUCGGAAAAAACCAUUAGCAGUAGCACUACUACUAAAACUACUAAAGUUAUCGAGAGCAUGACUCGGCCGGCACCGAAGCCCGUGUCGCCAUUCACUAAAUUCCGACAGCUCGAGAGGCAAAACUCAACUAACAGUCCCAAGUAAGUGAUGGACCUAGCUUUAAUAAUAUAAAGAUAAGAAAAUAUAAUCAUGGAAGAACAAACCACCACGACUUUUUCUAAUAAUAUAUCCAAAUAUCGUAAACACAAUAAAACAGCACUCGAAGAUUAUACAAAACAAUGUUAUAUUAAAACUUCCAGCUUCGUAUAUAUUUUAAUACAGUAUAUUUAUUUAUUUUUAGCAGCGAUAUCUGUGGAUGCGAAUAAGGAAUAAAUACAAGUAAAUAUUAAAAUUCAGUAUAUACGUAUGCAUUUAUAACAUAUACCUAUCAUAGUCGCUUCAUUGCGUUAUUUAUUCGUGCAUACAUAUUUUUAAUUAUAAUAAUUUCUCCGAUGAAUAAAUAUGUGCGAUGUUAACUUAAAUAAUGUUUAUGUCCUCUUCAAUGUAAAACAUGGGAAUUUUUAGUAAAUAAAUUCAUAUUGUCACGAAUCGCAUGUACUUAUUCUGUUUCUCGCAAAAAUGGUACGAAAUUCUAUUUAAAUCGAGCCCAACUGGAACGUCCAAACAUAUAACACGCGCUGUCUUGUAAAUAACCAACGACAUUAUCAUAACUUGCACUCCCGACAAGCACACAACAUUGAUAGCGCACGUACUAAUUGCGUUUGCGUCUUCUACAUGCCAACACAUGGCUGCCAACUCUAGACAACUAGCCUAUACUGAUCGCGAUAACUCAACGAUAACAAAAGAGCAUCUAGCGGAAAAGGAUGCUAGUUAACGAAGCCGCAAAGUAGGCAGCCCUAAACAUGCAAGCUGGUGUCGAGCCGCAUGAUUAACAUAAGCCCCGGUUGUAGCUCGCCCAAGACGCCGCAGAGCCCGGGCUCUCCGUCGCAGCCCUUGUUCAAGUUCACGGAUCCCGCGCUGCAAGCCAGCGCUCUCACGAUAAAAGAACGAUUGCUGCAAUGGUGUCGCGACAAGACCCGGGACUACGAGAAUGUGAAGCUGGAGAACUUCUCGACGAGCUGGGCGGACGGGCUGGCGUUCUGCGCGCUGCUGCAUCACUUCCUGCCGAACGCGUUCGACUACUCCAAGCUGACGCCCGAAAAACGCCGCGCCAACUUUACGCUCGCCUUCAAAGUUGCUGAUGAGAAGGCGGGCAUAUACCCCCUGUUGGACGUGGACGACAUGGUGGCGAUGCGCAAGCCGGACUGGAAGUGCGUGUUCACGUACGUGCAGUCCAUCCACCGCCGGUUCAAGGACCAGCAGUGACGGCUGCCUCGCCCAGCGGCCGCAGCUCGCAGUAGUCGAGCGUGUCACAGUCACAAACUAUGUUAUCCUAUGUUAUUCCUGAUGAAGUAUAAUUACGUCGUGUCCAAAGAGCGUAUGUUGUUGAAUUUGAUCGUUUGUUUGUUUAUUGUUUGUCAGAUGUUUAUCGUCAGAGUUCGCCCGACUCGUCGUUUCUCCGAGCGCUGUCUCGUACACAGUCCUCCUAUUUAUUGUAUAAUCUCAAGAUGUAUGUGAUUUCUUUUUAUAUUAGCACGUAAGUUUUGACUAACAGUCGGACCGCGACCGGUCGUAGUCUGUAGAUUCUUUGUAUAUGCGUAUUUUCCGCUAUCGAUUCGGGUCGUGGAACAAACGGCGAGGAUCGCUUCGACUUAUUCGCAUAAGAAAGUAGUAUCCGAGCACACCGCAUCGUCUUUUAAUUUUUAUACUAGUUAACAACGCCCCUCCGGCCGUCCGUCCGGCACGACCGACGGUGACAGCGGGCGGCUUAAAAUUGCCUGUCUUUUUUACGAAAUCGAUUACUAUGUUAUUAUUAAAUAUGUUAAUUUAUAUUGAUAGAAAUGAUAAUAAUAAAAUAU
Chilo suppressalis (striped riceborer) is the source of this 12786-nucleotide messenger RNA. NCBI's taxonomy places the organism in Eukaryota, Metazoa, Arthropoda, Insecta, Lepidoptera, Crambidae. The record is from the annotation of a GenBank genome assembly.